This is a messenger RNA of Lycium ferocissimum, 973 nucleotides long. RefSeq lists its product as uncharacterized. NCBI's taxonomy places the organism in Eukaryota, Viridiplantae, Streptophyta, Magnoliopsida, Solanales, Solanaceae. The transcript is spliced from 2 exons. Bases 73 to 846 code for a protein of 257 amino acids. The record is from RefSeq and is a predicted model, not a curated record.
UGAUUUUUUUAGUAGUGCUGCUCGUACUAUUUUAUAUGACGAAACUGAUUUAUAUAUAUUCCAAUGUAACAGAUGUGUACUGUAGGCUUCGCCUAUGAAUAUCCUACUUCAAAUGAGUACAAGUUGGUGGUGGUUGAAAAUUUCUGUGGUGAAGAUCCCUAUAUAUUCCACAUUUUUUCAUCGGACGUAGGGAUAUGGCAAGAAUUCCAAUGGACAACGAGCUUCGGGGACUAUGUAAAUUUCCAGAGUAGAUCUUUUUACUUGAAUCAUACUUUGUAUUGGCUAAUGAAGGAUGGUAGGGUUCUCGCUUUUGAUACAAACCAGAAAUAUGCAAGAAUCCUUAAGAGUUCGCUUGAGGUCAUUAAGCAGCACGUCGACCUUCCAGGUGAUAAAAUUUUUCAUCAUGAUUCAUGGUUUGGGGUGGUUCAAGGAAAACUUCACCUAGUCUGGGCCUUGAAGAACUACGUUGUAGUUGUUACAUAUGAUGAUGAAAUCAACAGCUGGGAAGUUGUACACAUUAAUAACAACUUUCUCACUGGUUUAACUUCGGAUUGUUACAGGUAUGGUCGUCCUCUAUGGAUCAACAACAACAAAUGGACAUUAUUGUUCCUCCUAGUACAUCCAUUUUCAAAAGAUGGAACUAUAUACGAAUAUGAUUUUGAGACGAGACAGAAUAGAAAGAUAAUAGAUGUGCCAGUAAUGAAAAAUCCGAGAUCUCAAAUCUUUGUUCCCCUCGUUCCAACGCUAGCCAAGGUCAAAAAGACGCAUUUGGAUUCACUUAGUAAUAUAACGGAAAUUACCAAAGCUUUAGAUAAGCUGAAACAACUUUUUAAUUUAGAUAAUUAGCUCUAGUUAUGAUUUCCAUAUUAUUAGUUAAGUACAUUUGUUUUCUUUACUCCUGCAGUGUUGCGAUAUGUAGGUCCAAUUUGAUUCUUUUACUUAUUAUGUUGCUUUCUGAACCAUUUCUCGUAUG